Urocitellus parryii (Arctic ground squirrel) is the source of this 2009-nucleotide messenger RNA. It is a transcript of the gene Myadml2, whose product is annotated as myeloid associated differentiation marker like 2. Gene Ontology annotation, cellular component: membrane. The record is from RefSeq and is a predicted model, not a curated record. Lineage: Eukaryota; Metazoa; Chordata; Mammalia; Rodentia; Sciuridae.
GCUGAGAGGCUGCCCUGCUGCAAUGUCACCAUCGUCACUGCUGCUGCAGGCUGCCGGCACCUGCCACUACUGCAGAGGACAGAGGGCCCCCAGGCCAUCAGGAACCCCAGGGCCGUGGGGCACUGCGUGAAGCCAGGAGGUGGCUGGCCAGAUGGGAAGCACCGUGGAGCCCCCCGGGGGUGCAUACCUGCACCUGGGUGCUGUGACAUCCCCAGUGGGCACAGCCCGGGUACUGCAGCUGGCCUUUGGCUGCACCACCUUCAGCCUGGUUGCCCACCGGGGCGGCUUUGCGGGCGUCCAGGGCACCUUCUGCAUGGCUGCCUGGGGCUUCUGCUUCGCAGUGUCACUCCUGGUGGUGGCCUGUGAGUUCACACAGCUCCAUGGUUGUCUCCGCCUCUCCUGGGGCAACUUCACAGCGGCCUUCRCCAUGCUGGCCACGCUGCUGUGUGCCACGGCUGCCGUCGUCUACCCACUGUACUUCACCCGGUUGGAGUGUCCACCUGAGCCUGCUGGCUGCGCAGCUAGGGACUUCCGCCUGGCGGCCAGCGUCUUUGCUGGGCUCCUCUUCCUGGCCUACGCAGCGGAGGUGGCCCUGACACGGGCCCGGCCUGGCCAGGUGGCCAGCUACAUGGCCACAGUGUCAGGGCUUCUCAAGAUCGUCCAGGCCUUUGUGGCCUGCAUCAUCUUUGGGGCACUGGUCCAUGACAGCCGCUAUGGGCGCUACAUGGCCACCCAGUGGUGUGUGGCCGUCUAUAGCUUGUGCUUCCUGGCCACAGUGGCCGUGGUGGCUCUGAGUGUGAUGGGCCACACGGGGGGCCUGGGCUGCCCCUUCGACCGCCUGGUGGUGGUGUACACCUUCCUGGCUGUGCUCCUGUACCUCAGCGCCGCUGUGAUCUGGCCGGUCUUCUGCUUUGAUCCCAAGUACGGGGAGCCCAGGAGGCCCCCCGAUUGCCCCCGCGGCAGCUGCCCCUGGGACAGCCAGCUGGUGGUAGCCAUCUUCACCUACGUCAAUCUGCUCCUCUACAUCGUCGACCUUGCCUACUCCCAGAGGAUCCGCUUCGUGCCCACCCUGUAGCCUGGCAAGUGGCCACUGGCCCACCUCCACUCUCUGGCUGGGGGUUACAGGCAUGCGUGGGUGACCCAGUCCUCCCUGGGUCCAAUACUGACCGCCCUCAUGUGGGAAACCUUGGAGCAGGUGCUGCUGGGACCCGUUUUAGAGAUGGGGACACGCAGGCUAAAUGGACUUGAGAGGUGGAGCAGCAUGUCCUUCAGUGUCUGGACAUGGCACUCACGCUGGGUGACAUGUUAGAAAGUGGACGAUUCCCAGAGGAGUGGGAAGGGUCCCACACAAGCCCAGGAGCACCAGAGUCAGGCCCCUGGAGUGGACUGGAACCUCCUCCUCCUUUGAAGGGGCAGUGCCCAGAACCCUGGGGAGGGAGCUCUGCUGGAAACUGCUCCAGCUCACAGAGGAGGAGCCCAGGAAUCAGGACCCUGCCUCACGGGCCUCUGGGGAGCCAAGUGAGGACCGUGCUAUGGCCACCCAGGGCUGCCUUCCAGAGCUCAGAGGCUGGAGAUGGUGCUGGUGGCCUGGAAGGGCCUGCUGAGCURGCAGCACCACCAGAGCAGAGUGCCAAGGUGUUGGGUUCCCAGUGAUGGAGGCCCUGCCCAGUGCCCACCAUGGGCUGUGACGCAGCAGCUUCUGUAGAGACUCCUGCGGGAGGCUGGCCUGGUGGGCAGUCCUGACACGGGUAAGGGCCCGGCCUGGGGCAGUCGCUAGAACAUGGAGCCUGGGCACCAGGCAUCUAGCUGCCUGCUGCUCCUGACCAUCAGGGCCCACUGGCACCCACAUCCUCCACGCUUCAGCCAGCUUCUCCUGCACAAGAGCCCAGCCCAGGGCAGGCCACCGGCCACCAGAGCAGGAGCAUGUGUGCAGCAGUUGUCAGUCCCUCAGCUCACGGCUGUUCCCAGGACCCUGAGCAGUCAAUAAAAGGAGACUUAUUUGCACCCCA